Molecule: messenger RNA, 3331 nt
Organism: Rosa rugosa (rugosa rose)
Lineage: Eukaryota; Viridiplantae; Streptophyta; Magnoliopsida; Rosales; Rosaceae
Exons: 8
Coding region: 1901-2860 (319 amino acids)
Biological process (GO): DNA repair; DNA recombination; DNA replication
Cellular component (GO): nucleus
Molecular function (GO): DNA binding
Source: RefSeq, a predicted model, not a curated record
GAUAGAGAAAUACAUAUUCAUAUCCAUAUGGUUCAAAGAGACAAUCAGCUGUGAAAUGAGAAGUUAAUUGUGUAUAACUUCAGUUUUUGUUGCUAGAAUGACGCAGCAUUGAUUAGACUAUAAGAACACCUAACAAUUAAAUGAGUUCAGCAAUUACAUAUGUAGAUAGACAAAAAACCUGCAAUAAUGUCAUUAUAUAAAUUUCACUCUAUAGAGUAUGGCUUUUGACCAUUUAGCUUUCUUUCUUAUUUUCAAUUUUCUGAUUUUCUGAACAGAAAAUUACUAAGGCUCUUUAUAUAAUCAUCUUGCUCAGUUCGUUAGCCAACCACCAAGUAGAUAUCUAUUUACUUCCUGUAAAGUUAAAUAAUAUUGAAGCAAUCAUACUGCUAUGAGUUUUUUAUAAUAAUACAUAUUGGGACUUCAUAUAUUUCAUUUAAUUGCUACCUAUAAUUCAGCAACAUACUUAUAUUUUUGUAUCUAUUAUGACCAUGAAAAGCAAUCUGUAUUGUCAUUAAAUUUUCCAUGAGGCUAACAACACUCAUAUAAACAUUGAUACCAAAUACUAACAUUUAAACCAAAUGUGUGCAGGAACUCAAAGCGCAAACGGAGUGACGACAAACGAAAUGAACAGUGGCAACACCUUUUUGCCCUUCUUUGUUUAUAGGAAUUGCAUAGGCCACCUGUUGCUUUGCUGAGAUACCACCACUCCUUCAUGUAUCGCGUGCCUUCGUUUCAGCAGAAACAGAUGCUCUGAGAGAGAUAGAAAGGUGUUUGUUUGGGAACUUUGGGUUGUCUGCAUGAUCUGUAUCACCACAACGUUCACCACACGUAUCCAGCAAAAAAAGGAUUCCUUACACGUAUCACCACAACGUUCACCAGUGCUUACACGUAUCUGCAACACCUUCACCAGCUCUUACACGUAUAAUUCAAUCACUCUACACAUAUGACCUUUAACAAACGCUUCCAAAAUAAACCGCUCAAUUCAGCUCUCACCUGGAAACAGAGACGCGACGGAGCUCAUACCAAGAAAGGUAAUCACACUUCUUCUUCCUGUACUCUUAUUCUAAGCAGCUACUCGCAUGCAUAGAGCCAUCUAGCCUGCUGUUUGAUUGCUACCAUUUCCACUUCUUAUACAAUUCAUCUAUAUAUUCCUUUCUAUUUGCUUUCUAUGUCAAUUUGUAUCCAUUAAUUUAGGCCAGAGGUUUAGGUUUUUACCUGCAAUUUAGCUUCAACAGAAUCUUUCAAUGAUUUAUCACAGGUAUAUGCGAAUUCAAUCACUUGGACAAUGAGUUUCACUUCAACUCUAUUACUUCUUCAGUUAAGUCUUUGAUAACUCAUUGUUCAAGUGGUUGAAUUUCCAUAUAGCUGUCUCUACGACAGUCAAUAUGUAGAGCUUAAUAUUAUUUUCGUUUGGUGCGCAGUGUGUUUUCAAUCUUGCAUAAUUGGUAUGAAAUAAGAGAUGUUUAGCCAAUUGGGUUUUUUGGGAUCAUUGAUUGUGUGAUAUUAAUGUCUGUGUUCAAGGUGUGGGUGGCUUUGAUCUUAAUUUCAGAGCUAAUUUGGACUCUAAAGCCUCGAAUAUCAUCUGGGUUUUAUCUGUUUUGGGUGCUUGGGGGUUUUGUGUUUUUCAUGAACACAACUAAAAAGUAAAAACUAACCAAUUUUACGGAGGUGGAGACCAUGGAGUUGUUUUGAGCUUAUUGGGAGAGCUUUGUUUUCAUCAAACGAACUCUAUGGAUUCUGUUGUGUUCAUCUUUGUUUUUAUCAACAAUGUGGUGUAGUUUUUGGGUAAAGAGCAACUUCAGUGCUUUUGCAGAUCCAAGAAUCUCUUCUUUCUUGCUUCUGGAGCCUUCUAAUUGGAGAGGAGACAGGGAGAAAAUCAUCAAAGCCAAUAAAGGAACUCAUGGCAAUACGCACUGUUCGAAUUCGUGACAUUGAACCAUGCCAAAACAACAUCCAAAUCAGAGUCAGUGUAUGCAGGCAUUGGGAAUCAAAAAAAUACAAACCUGUGGAAAAAAAUGAAGGCCUCCAAUUUAUAUUGGUGGAUGAAAUGAAUGAUGCAAUCCAUGGAUUCAUAAGACAAGGGAACUGCGAACUACUGGCAUCCAACAUUGUCCAAGGAAAUAUAUAUGAAAUCAGCCGCUUCUUUACAAGCUACUUCAACUACUUUCAUAUUGCAGACAAAAUUGCACUAUCAAACACAGGGAACACUUUCUUUUUCCUGAAUCCGGAUAUGAAGGAGUCUGAGGACUACAAACAAUACUUUGGCGAACCUCAUCAUGCUACACACAUCUUAUCAACCCGACCCAAACAACCAAGGACUCCGGCAGAGUUACAGGCUGUCAAACAGAUGUCUGUCUCAGAUUUAAACAUCUGUGAUCCAAACAACUAUAAGAAUAAAACUGUAUAUUGCACAGCGAAAAUAGGCAAAUUUGUGCCAGAAGAAAGGUGGUUCUAUUUGGCUUGCCCAAAAUGCUUCAAGGAAAUGAGGAAAAAGCCACAAAGCCAAUUACUAAUCUGUGCAGAACAUGAUAUGCAGCAACCUCUUUACAGAUUCAUAGUAACUGCAUUGAUAAAUGAUGAGACUGAUGAGGCAUCAGCCAUCAUAAAGGGGAAACAGGCGGAAGAACUAUUUGGUACGACAUGUGAGGACCUCAUCCUCAACAAAAAUCUUGACAAUCCAAAUAUACUACCACCAGAAAUUCUCCGAAUAGAGGGCCAAAUCAAACUCCUGGAACUUGAAAUAGGCACUGCACAAAACGUGAUUGUCAAGGGAAUCCAUGAAGAUAUUCGUGGACUGAAUCCAACACAGAGAAUUCAGCCCUCGAGCUCAACAGCCGACAACAUCCAGCCCUCAAGCUGACAAAGUUUCAACAACAAAAAAAAAGGAACAUUCAAUCGUCCAACAAGCAAUCCAACCAAAAAUCUCAAAAUGGCUGACAUCCUUACAAAUUCACUUGAAGACUCAUUUGGAGACUCAUCGGAAGACUUCAUGUAAAUGCUACCUGUCUUCACAUGUUUCGGCCAAGCCUAACCAUUUUUGGCACAAUGUACAUAAACAACUACUUGGUUAGCAUGCAUAUUUUUGGAAAUCUGGCUAAAUACCACAUUUGCAAUCUGCAAAAGGCACCAGAUUUUUGGUUAGCAUCUAUAGCCUUUAACAUCUCCCUGUAAUGUAGUUUCAAUGUAAUAUAUCUAUAACGUAGAACAAUGUGUUUCAAUGUAAUAUAUCUAUAACGUAAAACAAUGUGUAAUAUAGUUUUACUAUAUCCAACAUAUUUGCAAUGUAGUUUUAAUGUAAAAUUCAACCAUAUCAAUAGUAUACCCGCAGCAC